AUGGCUGACGGCUCGGCACGAGAAGAAACCGAAGCUACAGCGAAGAAGCUCGUCGCAAGCUUCUCGAGGAUUACGAAGGCAAUUGACAUUAAGCUAAAGGCAGGUGACUCUGGGUUCGAACAGUUGCAGAAAGAACUUUGUGAUUGCUGGGAGCAAUUGCUUGACGUACGUCGAAGAUGUGAGGCGUCAAUAAAUGAAAAUAAGCUCACGGAAAUGAAAGAACGGUACAGCUUCUUGUUAUCGCGAAUGAGUUACUCAUCUGAAAAUAACACAAACCGCGGAAGUUCCGUUUCUUCACACAACUCCGCAGCGUCACGCAAGAGGAAAGCGGAACUGCGUCUGCGCCAGAUACAAGAAAAACAAGAACUAGAACGCAAGAGUGAGGAGCUUCGGCGGGAGCUCGAACUACAGACUGCCCGGCAUGAAGUAGAGCGGCCGGACAUAGAGGAUGAGGAGUCGGAUAACGACGAAGGCAUGGACUACCUAUCCUUACCGGACGGCUCAUCACCGGACAACAAAGUGGGUGAUUAUGUGAAUAAGUGUAGUAAGGACGUACCUUUCCAAGGAAAUAGUGACAAACUUUGUGACAACGUGCCACCAGUUCAAUUCGGUGUUCAGGACUUUCAUGGUUUACCAAAACCGGAAUUAAUUAAGUUCAAUGGGAAUCCUGCUGAUUACUGUAAGUUUCUUAGUAACUUUGAAACAAAUAUUGAGACAAGGGUAAGUGAUAGUAGGUUAAGGUUAAAUUAUCUUAUUCAGUUAUGUCAGGGAGAUGCCAGAUAUUGUAUAGAAGAUUGUGUAAUUUUGCCUCCGGACGAAGGCUAUUUAAGGGCUAAAGAAAUAUUGAAAUCCAGAUACGGCAAACCCCAUUUAGUGGCCAGGUCACAUGUAGAUAGUUUGAUAAAUGGCAGUGUCAUUAAGAGCAACGAUGUUAAGGGAUUGUUGAAUCUGUCGCUUAAUACGGAAAAAUGCCACAUCACUCUCUCACAGCUAGGCUUCAGGUCAGAUGUGAAUAAUACUGAAAACCUAAGAAAAAUUGUUGGGAGACUACCGGUCCACAUUCGGUCUAAGUGGGUUGAACGUGCAAGUAGCCUAAUAGAACAGGGAGUCGAACCAAAUUUCGAUCACCUGUUAACCUUUGUAAAGGAACGUUCUAGUGUUGCAAAUACUAUGUAUGGUUAUGACCUUGCAAAUGAGUCUAAUAAGCACAUAAAAAUCUUGCCCCGAAAGUCCCAUGAUAACCCUUCACAAAGAAAUAAAGUUGUAACACUGUCCACUGGAUCUGAUAAGAGAAAUUCAGGUAAAUCUCUCCCAGAAAAUACCCCUAGGGCACGAUUAUCAUGUAUUUAUUGCAAGAAGGCCCAUAAAUUAAGGGAAUGCCAAGAGUUUAGACUAAUUGAUAUUGAUUCAAAGCUGAGAGUUAUCAGAGAGCAUGAAAUGUGUGAAAAUUGCAUGAAUUUUAAGCAUACUGCACAAAAUUGUAGAAAAAUUAGUUUAUGCGAGGUUUCAGGUUGUACCGGGAAACAUAAUACAAUGUUUCACCGAGACUCUGGUCAUAACCGUGAGUAUGAAAAUGGGCAGGAUAAGUAUGUCGCUGCUUCCGAAUCUCGGUCUCAACCGAAUCAGGUCAGUUUGCGCAUUGUUCCAGUAGUAGUAGGAACGGAAUCUUCACAAGUAGAGACGUAUGCUCUCCUAGACGAAGGGAGUGAUGUAACGUUGUGCAAUGAUAGUCUUAUCAAAAGGCUAGGGGUUGAAGGUAAACCUUGUAAGUUCACGUUAACUACAGUUAACAAGUCUAGUCAGAAUCAGACUGGCAGAGAAGUGCAGUUACAGGUAAGUGCAUUGAAUGGAGGUCAAGUUAUUGACCUUAGAAGGGUAUGGUCUGUCAAAACCUUGCCUAUCUCAUUGCAGUCGUUACCGGACCAGUCUGUAGCAGGUAAGUGGAAACACUUAAGUGGCAUUUAUUUACCGAAAAUUGAUGUCGGUAAAGUAGAGUUGCUCGUCGGAAGCGACACCCCAGAUGCAUUCUGGGUAGAGGAGCAGCGAAGGGGAAAAAGAGGUGAGCCCUAUGCAAUCAGGACGAUGCUAGGCUGGAGCAUUAUCGGGCCAAUAGGUAAUAGGCCAUCAUUAGAUCACGGUAGUAUUAAUUUUCAGCUUGCAUCUAGUACACAGUUGCAAAUUGAUAAGCUAUGGACUACUGACUUUCGAGAUGUCGAGAGUUGUGGCACAGGGAUGUCACAGGAGGACCGUCGUGCCCUGUCCAGUAUGGAAGGUACGGUAACAAAGGAAAACGGUCACUACAAGUUAGGGCUCCCAUGGAAGGACCCUGAUGUAAGUCUUCCAAAUAACGUGAAGAUGGCCAGUAUACGACUCGGUCACUUGAAAAGAAAACUUCAAAGAGAUGAUCGGUUACUUGAUAUGUACAAAGAAACAGUAAAUGGGUAUAUCGAACGUGGGUACGCUUCCUUGGUGGAUGCUAGAGAGGAUUCGAACCCGGUCGAACUUGGUACCUCCCACACCAUCCCGUGCUUAAUCCAAAGAAGCCAGGCAAGGUAA
This is a messenger RNA of Mercenaria mercenaria, 2556 nucleotides long. RefSeq lists its product as uncharacterized. The record is from RefSeq and is a predicted model, not a curated record. The coding region runs from base 1 to 2556 and encodes 851 amino acids. The transcript has a single exon. NCBI's taxonomy places the organism in Eukaryota, Metazoa, Mollusca, Bivalvia, Venerida, Veneridae.